UGACUAUUUUACCUGACCUUUGCCCUGUAGGCCUGGUGUAAACUCAGUAAAUAGAGUUUGACAGCUGCAUUCAUCGCAUUGGGUUUAAUGUACAUGACAAAAAAUCAAAUAGAUUCUGAACUAUGUUGAAACUUCGACAUCAGGGAAUUCUGUCGAUGAGAAACAUAGUCAGAAAAAGUACAUCAGUAAUUGCUCAUUCAGAUUUACAGGAGCUUGAAGAUGGCAGAAUAGUUCACUCUGGAAUGCCAUUUGCACAUGCUAAAAUUGGACAGUUCUUUCAAGAGAAACCACUAUUGGGAAACCAGUUUUCAGAAGAUUCAGUCCUUCAGUCAUAUUUACAGAGAUACGUCCCUAAAGAGAUUUAUGGUGAGAUAUCUCCUGACUUAAAAAGAUUUGGAGAAAGGGUAGCAACAGACAUUUAUGAUCUCCAUUUACAGUGCGAUAAGGAAAUACCACAACUAGAACAAUAUGAUGCUUGGGGAAAACGUGUAGAUAAUCUGAUUACCUCCCCUGCCUGGAAACGUAUGCAUGAUAUUUCAGCAGAAGAAGGUCUAAUUGCUAUAGCCUAUGAAAAGAAAUAUGGAGAAUGGAGUCGACUCUAUCAAAUGGCUAAACUGUACUUGUACAGUCCAUCAGCUGGGUUAUAUAGUUGUCCAUUAGCCAUGACGGAUGGUGCAUCAAGCAUUAUAGAGACAAUUGGUGAUGAAAAUCCCUGGAUGAAAGAGAGAGCAUACAUCAGAUUAACCAGCCGAGACCCAAAAAAGUUUUGGACGUCUGGUCAAUGGAUGACAGAAAGAAGAGGCGGUUCUGAUGUUGCCAGAGGAACAGAGACUCUAGCUCAGUUACAACCAGAUGGUUCUUACACACUUCAUGGUUACAAAUGGUUCUCCUCAGCAACAGACUCGGAUAUGACCUUUACAUUAGCACGACCAUUAGACAAAAAUGGAAUGGUUGUGGAUGGAACCCAAGGUUUAUCAUUAUUUUAUCUUGAGAUAAGAAAUGAAGAUGGCCAAUUGAAUAAUAUACAGAUUCAGAAAUUAAAGAAUAAAUUAGGAACUAAACAAGUUCCAACAGCAGAACUUCUUCUUGAUGGUACAAGGGCUUUUAAGGUGUCAGAUGAUGGGCGUGGUGUCGCUUCCAUAUCUAGUAUGUUAACCAUUACUAGAAUGCACAAUGCUUUAUCUUCAGCGAGUUCUAUGAGACGUAUAGUAAAUAUGGCUAGAGACUAUAGUACAAGAAGACAAGCAUUUGGAAACAUCUUGAAAGAUUAUCCUCUUCAUAUCCAGACAUUAGCUAGAAUGGAGAUUGAAACAAGGGGAGCUACUCUGUUUUUCCUGGAGAUGGCACGUUUAUUAGGUAAAGAAGAUGUUAAAAUAAUAUCAGAUGAGGAGAAAGAAUUAUUUAGAUUAAUGACACCAGUAUUAAAACUAUAUACAGCGAAACAGGCUGUAUCUGUAGCAUCAGAAGGGCUGGAAUGUUUUGGAGGUCAAGGUUAUAUAGAAGAUACAGGUAUACCUGGUAUAUUACGAGAUGCUCAGGUGUUAACAAUAUGGGAAGGUACAACUAACAUUCUAUCAUUAGAUGUAUUACGAGCUAUAUCCAAAUCUAAUGGUCACGCUCUGAAAACAUAUUAUAAAGAAAUACAAAAUAAACUGAACUUGAUUAAAGGAAACAAAUCAUUAGAAGAAAGUGGUGUUAAAGUUGAUCACGCUGCUGAUAAUAUUAUAAACUUUGCUACAAAAAAUACAAGCAGUUUACAAUUUGCUGCUAGAGAUUUUGCCUACAGCCUGGCCAGAACUUAUAUGGGUGCCUUAAUGUUAGAACAAGCUACUAGUAGCAGUGGUACUGAACAAGAUAUAUAUGCAGCUAAAAGAUGGUGUCAACAAGAUUUAUGUCCAGUUACCACAAAUCACAAGACAGAGAGUUAUUCCAGUCAAACUGAAGAUGCCAAUUUUAACUUAGUAUUUGAUGGUUAUUCUCGUCAAAGUCGACUUUAAUUUUCAGUUAUUUCAAUGGAUUACUCCGCUGUUUGACACCAGUAUUAAAAUGGAUUACUCCUCUGUUUGGAACCAUUAUUUGAUUUAUACUAUUGAAUUAAAACAGAGUUAUAGUGAUUUUAUGUCAAACAGAGCUGAUAGAUUCAAAUGUUUGGCUAGAUUAUAAUUUUGCUCAAUUACUCCAUUUUUGUUCAUGUACAUAAAUAUCAUAAUAAAUCAGAUUUAAUCUAGUGAUGAUUAUCUCAUGGGAUACUAAAUUCCAUGCUUGAAUGCUCUUAAUCCUACAAAAUGUGACAAUUGACAAGAUAAUUUCAGGCGAUUAGACACCCAGCAUUUGUUUUUGGGGUGCCAACAGAACUGUUGCAGCCAUUAAUUCUGCUGUGUUACUUGAUUGCAGUUCCAUGAAUUUGUAAUGUUCCAGGGGCCUGUUUCACGAAAUUUUAAUUAAGAUAAAAUCCAAAUUUUAGUAAUUUGAUUGGAUAAUCUUAGACUGGUUGUAGUGCUUAACCAAUCAAAAUUGAAGUAUCUACUAAAAUUUGGAUUUUAUCUUUAGUUAAGAUUUCGAGAAACAGGACCCAGGUUCACAAUCCAAGUGUGAUAUAAAUGUUUUUGUAAUCUUUUAUAAGAUGUUUGUUUAAAUGAUUAAUAUUUGUAUAUUAAAGAAUCACAAUAACUUGUUUUUUUUAAAUUUUGAUUCAGGUUAAACUAUUGAAAUAAAUGC
Molecule: messenger RNA, 2718 nt
Organism: Patella vulgata (common limpet)
Lineage: Eukaryota; Metazoa; Mollusca; Gastropoda; Patellidae
Product: acyl-CoA dehydrogenase family member 11
Exons: 13
Coding region: 123-1997 (624 amino acids)
Molecular function (GO): oxidoreductase activity, acting on the CH-CH group of donors
Source: RefSeq, a predicted model, not a curated record